Closterium sp. NIES-65 is the source of this 636-nucleotide messenger RNA. NCBI's taxonomy places the organism in Eukaryota, Viridiplantae, Streptophyta, Zygnematophyceae, Desmidiales, Closteriaceae. The record is from the annotation of a GenBank genome assembly.
AUGGGUUCGGCAUUCCACCAUCGCAAACGGCCAGACAAACGCACCCGCUUCCCUUCCACCGCUCCUCUUCUAUUCGUCGCGCUCCUGUCCUUAUCUCUCGCGUUCCGCCCCGCAGCAGCAGCGCCGAGCUAUGCUGCGAUGAAGGCGGAGGUUAAGAAGCUUGCAGCGGCCAUGCAGAAGGUUCCGUCGCACAAGCAGUCCGGAAUCAAACUCGCGAAUGCAGCUAACAAGUACAACAUCCCUUCGAAAUACAACGUCGCCGUAUUCGCCAACUGCACCGUGCUUCUACCGGGGGACGUCGCAAUGAAAGCCGCAGUGUCCAGAUUCAGUAUAUUAAGACCCGACCCCAUUUAUGGCACCUCGAAGUUCGCCUGCAUUCGCGGAAUCUACAAAUUCAAACAGCUCCAGUCGCUCCCGAGGGUGUUGAUGCCGACCGCGCAGGGCAUUCCCGUACGGAAGACGACGGCGAAAAACGACAAGGUGGUCGCGUUUAACCUGCGAGGCGGUACGCCGAUUACUAAGGUGACGGUGACCGUUGCGCAUAUCUACACGGGCCCGUAUUUCACGGUAGUGGGGACGGACAAACUGCUCCUGCUGCCGUCCAUGGCCAAGGAAGACGCGGAGGAGGACGAUUAG